This is a messenger RNA of Ixodes scapularis (black-legged tick), 691 nucleotides long. RefSeq lists its product as uncharacterized. NCBI's taxonomy places the organism in Eukaryota, Metazoa, Arthropoda, Arachnida, Ixodida, Ixodidae. The record is from RefSeq and is a predicted model, not a curated record. The transcript has a single exon. The annotation marks the transcript as partial.
ACGUACGAGUUUCAAAACGCUUGGAUCAAGACCUGCCCACCCUAUUGCGGCAACAGCAGGACGUACGUUGCAGCACCGGCCGACAGCCUGACCAAGAUGGCCUCUAGCCUAGACAACGACACGGAUACCCCUGCAGGUGUUUCCACGCCAACCAAGCUCUCCCCAACCACGGAAAUUACACGGUACAUCAACCCAAUCGAACGUGAAUGGGGCCACCAGGGACUCGGACCUCACCCCAACUUGCACGCUGCUCAACCUAGCGUGGGUUUCGGCAUCAUGGCCGUAUUUAAAAAGAAUCUGGACCUACCCGGAUCGGGGGACAAGUUUCAAGAAGUUGCCGCCUUUUUCCGGGUCGACACUGAAAUUGUGCUACACACGGAUAUCUACACGAUUAAUCCCAUGAACACUUGCUACCCGGCACAGGAGCAACACUUUGAGAUGAGCAACUUUGGCAUGUACGUGCCAUACAACCGGCAGAUGCACCUGGGCCACUACACGUACCUUCCCAAGACAUCAUCUCACCUCGUUCCUUUUGAACCGUAAAUUUUUAUUCGGUUCUAGAGCGUUUAUAAUGCUGAAUAAAGGCGUGUACUCUGUUCAAUUCAUUGCUCAUUUCGUUUUCUGAUCGUUCCAGAAAUUCAUCUUCGGUCUCGCCGUCUUCUUGUUCCAAGUUUAGGUGAUUGAAAUUUCC